GGAUAUUAGUAGCGCGCCAACUGCAGAACAGCGAAAACGUAACCCAAACGAUACCACUGGAUAUAUUGUAUCUAAGCCCCAAAUAUUUCGAUUUAAACACAACACAAUGAAGUGCUUCAUUUUGGCUGCCCUGUUGCUGGCCACAGCCGCCAGUGGCGAGAACAUCUUCAAGAUCAACAUCACGCCCGAGGAGGCGCAACAGUUUUUGAACAGCGCCCAGCUGCGUGGCAUCGGGGACAUCGAGUAUGCCCCAAAGACGGGGGAGAAUCCCCUGCCCGAGGCCAGGAAUGAGCAGGGACAGUUCGUGUACAUGGGCCGUGUGAUCGAGCAUCCCGAGGAGUAUGUGGAGGAGCACUACGACGCCCAUCAGUACCAUGGACAGGACGGCCUGGGACAGUUCGCGUACGGCUACAGGGACUGGAACCAGGGCAAGAACGAGAAGCGCGACGAGACCGGCAAGGUCACCGGAUCGUACAAGUACGUCCAGCCCCAUGGCCGUGACUUCAUUGCCACCUACUAUGCGGACAAGUCCGGCUUCCAUGUCGAGGACAAUCGUCCCGCCCAUCUGAAGCUGCCAGCCACCAAGACGCCGGCCGUCCUCAAGGCCGAGGAGGAGCACUUCCGACUCUGGGGAGAGCUGGCCGCCGCCGCUGGUCACAAUCCCGAUCCGUAUGCCGCCGAGUACCAGCAGGAGGGUAGCUACCAGCCCACGGAGGCCGAGACACGCGAGUACGUGCACGAGGAGCCCGCCUAUGUGCCCGGACCCGAGGAGACCGGCGAGCCCAAGGGCUUCUUCUACGCCUUCGACUACAACGUGCCCCUGCUGCGCAACAAGGAGGAGCGCGCCGAGCUGGAGCGCCUGAGAGCAGUCAACAACAAGGACGAGUAGGCCAAGACCCCGGGGUCCUUGGGUCGCCUUGUACAGGAAGUUCUGUAGGAAGUAGCAGCAGCAUUCAUCAAUCAGCAUAUAUCUCAGAUAUUAUCAGAUAUUAUUUAUUACCUCCUUUGAAAUAAAUCGCAGAUUAAACUACA
Messenger RNA from Drosophila miranda, 1032 nucleotides. RefSeq lists its product as uncharacterized. The record is from RefSeq and is a predicted model, not a curated record. Gene Ontology annotation, cellular component: chitin-based extracellular matrix. NCBI's taxonomy places the organism in Eukaryota, Metazoa, Arthropoda, Insecta, Diptera, Drosophilidae. Gene Ontology annotation, molecular function: structural constituent of chitin-based larval cuticle. Bases 107 to 889 code for a protein of 260 amino acids. The transcript is spliced from 2 exons.